AUGAAAGAUAUACUAUCAAAGAAGUGCAGAUUUGGAGAGUUUGAGGCUAUUGCUCUCACUCAAGGGUACACAGUAAUGUUGAUGAAGAAAUUACCUCCAAAGUUAAAGGAUCCAAGGAGUUUCACUAUCCUGUGUUCAAUUGGAAAUCAUUAUGUUGGUAAGACGUUAUCUGACUUAGGAGCAAGUAUAAAUCUAAUGUCUAUAUUUAUUUUCAAGAAGUUAGGAAUUUGGAAAGCAAUACCUAUUACAGUGACUUUGCAAUUAGCUGAUCAAUCCUAUGCCCAUCCGAAAGAAUUUAAAGCUGAUCAAAAUAUGCCAAUUAUCCUUAGAAGACCCUUUCUUGCUACAGAUGAAAAUGAAGAAUGCCAUGCCAUUGGUUUGAUAGAAACAACAGUGGAGGAAGAAUUCAAUAGAAUUUGCCACAACAAUUCUGAUAACAACGAAGACUCAUUAGAAAGGAUUGAUAAAGUAUGUUUCGAAGAACUUGGUGAAUUCAUAGAAGCCAAACAGACAUUAGAGAGACCAGGGAAAAAUUUUGACUCUUUGGAUUUGUCGAGUCAUUCAUUCAAAUCUCCUAAACCUUCCAUAGAGAAACGCCCUACAUUGGAGUUGAAACCUUUGCUGCAACAUUUAAAAUAUGAAUACUUGGAAGAUAACAGCCCCUUGUCGAUUGUGAUUUUUGCAGAAUUGACAUUCGAACAAGAAGUCAAGUUGUUUGAAGUCCUACGAUGA
Gossypium raimondii (Peruvian cotton) is the source of this 732-nucleotide messenger RNA. RefSeq lists its product as uncharacterized. The record is from RefSeq and is a predicted model, not a curated record. The transcript is spliced from 3 exons. Bases 1 to 732 code for a protein of 243 amino acids. Lineage: Eukaryota; Viridiplantae; Streptophyta; Magnoliopsida; Malvales; Malvaceae.